CAAUAUGCUUUCGGAAGCCCUGAAAUUCCGGCCUUCAGUGCUUGAUGCUCUGCGGACGCCAUGGCUGAUUGGGAUCUCGAUCCUGCCGUUCUGUUCGGCGACAAGGACGCCGAUGACGAAGAAAUCCCUCAAGACUAUUCCGAUGGCAAGGAGCUGGUCGUCUUCCUCAUAGACGCCGGACCGGACAUGUUCCUCCCUUACCAAGACGAUCAGCAGGAGCCUGAAGCAGGAGCCAGUCUGGGGACUCAGACCAGUGCGUCCAGCUCAGGAAGAGGAGGGGGAGAGCAGGACACAGAGGGUGCUGGCGAGCGGACGUAUUUCGACGAGGUGGUGCGAGCGCUGGUGGGGGAUUUAAAGACGAGAAUCAUCUCCCGGGAGAGCGACCUCGUGUCAAUCGCGUUCUUCAACACUCGGGCGAAGCGCAAUGUGCAGUCAGCAGAGGGCGUGUUCGUGUUUCAGGACAACCAGCAGACCUCGGCCCAGCUCAUCAGAGACUUCUCCAACCUUCCAGAGACCUUUGAGAGUGACAUUGGUUCGGGCGACUGGCUGAGAGGGAACGUGAAGCCGCACGACAACCCCAUGUGGGUGACAUGGGUCAUCCAAGGCCUUCUGCGCACAGGCUCUGCCUCGCAGGAGGUACUAAAGAACGUGUUUCUCUUCACCAAUGACGAUGACCCCUUCGGAGCAAUCUCCAACGAGGGAGUGCGGAGUGACAUGCGGCGCACCACCAUCCAAAAAGCAAAGGAUGCACGGGACCUGGGCAUUGUGUUUGACCUCUUCCCCCUCAGCCGCCCAGGGGAGAAGUUCAAUGUUAACAUCUUCUACGCUGACAUGCUAGGCUUUGACGACUCACAGCGAAUCAGCUUCCAGCCAGAGGAGCACAGGCUGGAGGACCUUGAGGAUCGGCUGCGCAAGAAGGUGUACCGCAAGCGCAUGGUGAAGCGAGUCAUGUUCUCAGUGGUGCCCCACCACCACAUCGCCCUCUCCUCCUACGCGCUCGUUCGACCCGCCAAGAUCCAGAAGCAAGUGUAUGUGAGGGCAGUGGACAAUCGAACAGUCAAGGUGGAAACGGCCUUGGUUUGUCAAGACACUGGGGCAGUGCUGCAUGGUCCGCUGCCCCGCUACCAGCCCAUGCCAGAUGGCUCACGCAUCGUGAUGGCAAAGGCAGAGGUGGACGAGGUGAAGGACGUGUGCCCCCACGACCUGCUGCUGCUCGGCUUUAAGCCUCUCGAGUGCCUCAGGGACUACCACAACCUGCAGCCGCCCACCUUCCUCUUCCCAGACGAGGAGACCCUCUCUGGCAGCACUGCUGCCUUCAUUGCCCUGCACAACGCAAUGCUGGAUGCAAAGAGCUUUGCCCUGGCGUGCUGGGCCAAGAUUGGCAUGCCUCGCCUGGUGGCCAUUCUCCCGCAGCAAGAGCAGGUGGACGAGGCGGGCGGGCAGGUGCAGCCAGCAGGGUGGAACAUGAUUCCCCUGCCUUUCUUUGAUGACGUCAGGCCAGCAGAGCAGUAUGCCCGCUGGUCUGCCAGCUAUGGUGCAAAGGAGACUGGGGGGGGAGCAGAGCAGGAGGGCAGCGGAGGGGAGGUGGUGUCUGCACCGAGGGCGGAUGCGGGGCAGGUGGCGACUGCUACGGCGCUCAUGCGCUACAUGCACCUCAAGGACUUCAGCCCUCUGAAUAUCUUCAACCCGGUCAUCCAGACGCACUACAGCAUGCUGGAGGCGAUAGCCCUUGACCUGCCCGAGGUGGAGCCGGUGGUGGACACCACCCUGCCGGACCACAGCAUCUUCGAACCGCCUUCAGCAGACAGCAGCCAGGGCAAGAAGAAAGGGAAAGCUGCCCGUGCGAGUGCAGCAGUGAGGCACUUCAAGGACGCGGUGUAUGGCGCAGGGCACGACGAGGAGGAGGCGGCGAAGGCUGCUGCAGCACAGGCCAAGGCGGAGGCUGCUGGGAGGAAGCGCAAGGCUGCUCUUGAUGCUGCCACGGCCAAGGCUGGUGUCACAGACUGGCGAGGGCUUGCUGAAAAAGGGAAGGUGAGAUAGGCAGUCAAGGGGUGUAUAAGAUUUUUUGGGCUGUGGAGAUAGGGGAGUUGCAUGAUUCUGGCAUCACUAUCCUUCGCUCUUUUGUUGUUCGCAGUUGGAUACUUUGACAAACGAGCAGCUGAGGGAUUAUCUUCGAUUGCAUAGCCUACCUCUCACUGGUAGGAAGGCAGAAUUGGUCGAACGCAUCAAAGAACACUUGGAUCAGCCAUAGUGCAUGUUGGAACACUUGCUAGAAAAAAAGCUUGUACAAAGUUAGAGGCCAGCAAUGGCUUGGCCUUCAUGGGGAAAAACUGGUCUCAC
This is a messenger RNA of Closterium sp. NIES-67, 2340 nucleotides long. Lineage: Eukaryota; Viridiplantae; Streptophyta; Zygnematophyceae; Desmidiales; Closteriaceae. The record is from the annotation of a GenBank genome assembly.